AUGUUAUCAGGACAUGUUUUGGGAAAAGUCACUCUUCAUCAGACAGAAGGGAAUUCCACUUAACUAAGAGACACUGGAGAGUUAGCUGCUAACAUCCCAACCAUGGUUUCAUUUGAGCUCUCUGACCACCAGCGCUAUUUACGUACAGCAAGGUUCAUGUGCACCUGGGACCUAGGCAAUGGGACUGUAAGACUUACUGGGCUCUACUCCAUGAAUUUGAUUGUUUUAGAUGCUAUCACUAGUAUUGAGCUGAGAGGGCCACUCUUUUUUGUCUUUUCUCAUUGCUGGAAGAUGGCAAAUUUAGGGAACUAUCUGCCGGCAUGGCUUUGUUGGAGAGUCUUGCCUAAUUGUUGAUCAUAUGGUUCAGUUUCCUGCAAGUUGGUGAGACUUUGAUUCAAGCUAAACCACACUUUCAAAUUUGUGGGCCCUCACUGCCUGGACCUCAGUGCCCAAAACAACAUCAGCGAGCUCCAGGCCUCCUACAACCUCUAUGUGCAAAAGAACCCGGUGGGUCUCCUUAUCUUCAUCUUGCCCUGUGCUUCACUGAUUAUUGCAACCAUCAUCUUCAUCACUGUCUCAGUGUGCCGCCCACAGCAGGAACCUUUCAAGUCUAAGGCAAAGGGAGAAGCUAUGGCUUACCUGUCUUUCGCUGACACUGAAGUUCGAACAAAGCAAACAGGUACUCCUGAUGGCCCUGUGUCCUUAAUCAUCUCUGAGAGAAAAGAACAUGCACUCCAGCCUCAGAUUUAUUAA
Molecule: messenger RNA, 753 nt
Organism: Pygocentrus nattereri (red-bellied piranha)
Lineage: Eukaryota; Metazoa; Chordata; Actinopteri; Characiformes; Serrasalmidae
Gene: tmem130
Product: transmembrane protein 130
Source: RefSeq, a predicted model, not a curated record